Messenger RNA from Rotaria socialis, 1608 nucleotides. Lineage: Eukaryota; Metazoa; Rotifera; Eurotatoria; Philodinida; Philodinidae. The record is from the annotation of a GenBank genome assembly.
AUGUCGUUAACACACAAGUGGGAAGAAAAAGCCAUAAAAAAGCGUUCGUCCCUUCUUGAUUUAAUUCCUCAAGAAUGGAGACUUCCAGAAUCUAGUUUAACAGCGCUACCAAAUGAUUGCACUAUGAUUCCUGCACAGUGUGGGAUUUUAUCUGAACUCGAUUUAGAAAUAACAGAAGUCAAUGAAAUCGAUGAACUUGCCCAUCGUAUUGCCGAAGGAAGAUAUACAGCAGUGGAAGUUACAACAGCUUAUUGUAAACGUGCAGCUAUUGCACAUCAACUUGUCAAUUGUUUAGCAGAAAUACUUUUUACACAAGCUCUUGAUCGAGCCAAGAUUCUUGACGAACAUUAUAAAUCAACGGGAGGAAAAACCAUGGGACCACUUCAUGGCAUUCCUAUUAGUUUCAAAGAUCAAUUUAAUAUCAGAGGAGUUGAAACUGCCAUGGGUUAUGUUGGUUAUUUGGAUGAUAUACUCGAAUACAACUCGAUUCUUGUUAAUUGUGUUCUCUCUCUUGGUGCUGUGGUCUAUGUUAAAACGGCUUUACCUCAGACCAUCAUGGUAGCUGAAACUCGUAGUAAUCUACUGGGAAUCACUGUAAAUCCCCGAAAUCGUAAAUUAAGUUGUGGUGGUAGUUCAGGCGGAGAAGGUAGUCUUCUUGCAUUGAAAGGAAGCAUUUGUGGAUUUGGAACAGAUAUUGGAGGAAGCAUUCGAAUUCCGUCAGCUCUUAAUGGUAUAUAUGGUUUACGACCCUCUGAUGGACGAUUUCCAUAUGGUUUGGCUAGAAAUUCACUUAACGGACAAGAAUCAGUUUCAAGUGUUGUAGGGCCUAUGACACGAUCUCUUGGAAAUAUUCGUACAAUGCUGAAAGUAAUUACAGAAACAAAACCAUGGCUAGUCGAUCCGAAAGUUCAUAAUAUUCCGUGGAGAGAGGAUAUGUUUCAAGAAGGACAAGCGAAUAAGCUAUGCUUUGGAGUAAUUCGAUAUGAUCAUCAAGUUCAUCUUUCGCCUCCUGUUCAACGAGCAAUUGAUACAGCUGUUGCUGCUGUACGUAAUGCUGGUCAUGAUGUUGUAGAGUGGGAUACGUCGGACCAAGUUGAGGGAAUCGAAAUUUUAUUGAAAAUGUACUUUGCCGAUGGUGGAAAAGACAUACAAACUGCUCUGAAUAUCAGUGGUGAACCACAGCUGCCUGCUCGCACUACCUAUGCCAUAAAAUAUCUUGCAAAAUGGAAUAAAACAUCAGAAAUAACUUCAACUGGUUGUCCUGUUGACGGCAUUAUUUCUCCUGUUCUGGCACUACCAGCUUAUCCGACUGGGUUCAUGUUUAGUGUUGGAUAUACUGGCAUUUGUAAUUUAUUGCAACUAAGUUCUGUUGUUCUUCCUGUCAUUCAAGUCGAUCAGAAUUUAGAUCAAAUUACAGAUGAAUAUCGUUGUAUCGAAGUAACAAAUGCAUUUGAUCAAACAGCCAAAGAUGCGUACAAAGGACCAGAAACAUUCGAAAAUAUAAUUGUUGGUUUACAAGUGAGUUGUAGACGGUUGGAAGACGAAAAAGCUAUCGGUAUGGCUAUGGUAUUAGAACAUGCACUUCAGUCCUAUCGAUCAAAUACUUGA